AUGUCUUCUCGACAGAAUACGUUACCGGAGGGGUCCACUGUCGUACCAAUUAUCUGCGCGUCGGAUGGCACACAUCUGACAAAUUUCAGCGGGGACAAGAAAGCCUGGCCAAUCUAUCUUACCAUCGGGAACAUCAAGUCGUCGGUGCGCAACAAGCCCACAGGGCAUUCAUUCAUUCUCCUAGGGCUGCUACCAGUGCCACCGAAGCUCGGAAAGCAUACAACACUCGCUAAUUCCGUUUUAAGACGUCAGAGUCAAAUGGCACUGCAUCGUGCCCUUGGGGAGAUCUUUCAAAGCAUUCGCGAGUGCUCUCAGGAGGGCGAGCUAAUCAAAUGCGCCGACGGCUACGAACGACUAUGCUUUCCGGUGCUCUCGGGCUGGAUCGCCGAUCAACCCGAGCAUUCAAACUUGCAAAACAUUAGCACUAGUGCUUGCCCGAGAUGCGAGGUGGAGUUUCACAAUCUUGGGAGCACUCGUCGAAGCUCUAUGCGCAAUCACGAGGACUACAGGGAGAGGGUACAGCUAUUUGGCGAUAACCCGGGCAAUCUAGAACCGGUAGAAUACCUUGUUGGGAGAUCCGUCAAAACACUCUUCAAUGCUUUCUGGGGUAUGCCGAGGGUUAAUCCGUACGAUCUCAAUAAACCGGACAUACUGCACAAUAUUUACCUGGGGAUGUUGAAGCACAUGAUGGAGUGGAUUCAGGGUUUCUUGAAGAAGCAUCAUCGAUUGGAGGAAUUCGACAAAGCUUGGGCUUCGAUUGCGCCUUACCCUGGACUAGCAGUACCAAACAAGGCAUAUCGUUCUACCACCCAAUGGCAAGGGAAAGAGAUGCGGAAUCUGGGGCGGGUCGUUCUAGGAGCACUCGCGGCUGCUCUGAGAAACCCGGGAGUGGCUGUCAGGAGCGACUUCGCAAAAGCUUUGAAAUGCGUUCGAAGCCUAAUAGACUUCCACUUAAUGGCGCAAUAUGGGAGUCAUACAACGAGCACACUGGACUAUAUGGAGAGCUAUCUCGAGGAUUUCCAUAAACACAAGGAUAUCUUUUUAGAAUUCAGGGCGUACAAGAAGACGUUAAAGGAUGCGAGAGAUCGAACGAAAGCAAUUAGUGGCUCCCAGAGCACCCAGCGAGGCUUGGAGGAGAUCCGGGAGAUUCGGGAAAGAUCGCACUUCAACUUCAUCAAAUUGCACGUCUUAAUGCACUACCGGGAGCACGUUGAGCGCUUUGGUAGCAUUCCUCAAUACUCCACGGACGUCAGCGAGCUUGCCCAUGUACGGCAGGUAAAAGAAGCUUACAGAGCGUCCAACAAGGUUGAUGCUACGACGCAGAUACUGGACUAUGGAGGGAGGCGAUUGGCAUUAGAGAUUCGAAUUCUGAAUCUGAAAGACAUCGUCGGAGGUUCUGAGAGCACUGAUGACAUCCUCUGGAGCCAUCGGGAUAACCUCAAGGAGUUGCUCGACAUUUUCAAGAUCGAGGACCGCAAGAAAACGCCAAAUGAACGCUCAAUAGUAGAAAGUGGACUGCCCCUGACGCGUCUUUGCAACCCCUCCGCGAAAUCGGAAAGACUUUUCAACGUGGCAGACGGACUGCAAAUGAGCCAUCUCACGCUAUAUCGCCUGAUAAAGGAGUAUGCCGAGGAUGCGGGAUGCUCUCAGAGCUUUGCCGGAAGCUCUGAGAGCAUGUUGGAGAGCCGGGUGGAGGUUUUCACAUGCUUGCAGGUUCCGAUACCAAUCUUCCAAAGGCCUGACGUAUAUGAGGUUCACAACAUCAGGUGUACGGGAACAGCAUCUUUUAGGAAGGGGAAAAUAAGAAAGGAUUGGGCAUGGGUAUCGGUAGGUUCCUCAGAGCAGUGGGGAGUAUUUCGGGGACGCUUACCAGGACGUGUGGAGGCUCUGUUCAAGGUGCGGGAUAGCACAGGGUGCGCACAUAGACUAUGUGUAGUUGAGCUGCUUGAGGAGAAGGAUCGUGGUAUCGCUGAUAGCUCACAUGGGCUGCUGAAGGUCUGUAGGAGGAGGAGGAAGAGGAUGUGGGUCGUGAAUAUUCGGAGUAUAUUAGGAAUGUCCCAUUUGUUCGAGGUGGAUGCUGGCAAUUGGCUGGUAAAUACUAGGAUAGAUUUGCGUACGUGGAAUGAAUUCAGUUGA
Molecule: messenger RNA, 2136 nt
Organism: Morchella sextelata
Lineage: Eukaryota; Fungi; Ascomycota; Pezizomycetes; Pezizales; Morchellaceae
Exons: 1
Coding region: 1-2136 (711 amino acids)
Source: RefSeq, a predicted model, not a curated record